Messenger RNA from Lactuca sativa (garden lettuce), 1220 nucleotides. RefSeq names its product AP-2 complex subunit alpha-1. NCBI's taxonomy places the organism in Eukaryota, Viridiplantae, Streptophyta, Magnoliopsida, Asterales, Asteraceae. Gene Ontology annotation, biological process: intracellular protein transport; vesicle-mediated transport. The record is from RefSeq and is a predicted model, not a curated record.
CAACAAUAUCCAUUCUUCUCUCAACAUACGCAAAGAUUUUGAUGCACUCUCAACCACCAGAUCCCGAAUUACAAAACCAGAUCUGGGCAAUAUCUAGCAAGUGAGUUUAUAAUAAAUAGGAGCUACACUUUUUUUUUUUGUAUAUGCAAAAUUUGAUAAUAUUUAAUUUCACACACAUUGACAGAUAUGAAACAUGCAUUGAUACUGAGACACAACAAAGAGCUGUGGAGUAUUUUGCAUUGAGUAGGAAAGGUGAAGCCCUGAUGGAUAUAUUAGCAGAAAUGCCAAAGUUCCCUGAACGUGAGUCUUCAUUGAUCAAGAAAGUAGAAGACACUGAAGCUGAUACUGCAGAGCUAAGUGCUAUCAAGUCACGCACACAACAGCAGGCUUCUAAUGCUUUAGUGGUGACAUCUGAGCGCGAACCUCCCCAACUUGGUAUGGUCAAAAUCCCCAGCGUUGACCAUAACUCUGUGAGCGUUGACCAAGAGUUGACUCAAGCUAAUGGAAUUUCACAUGAAGUUGACCACCCUCAACCUGAUAUUCUUGGAGAUCUUUUAAGCCCACUGGCUAUUGAAGUACCUCCUCCUCCUGUACGUGAAGAUGAUGCAUUAGCUCUUGCACCUGUUGAAGAGCAAGAUAAUAUUGUAAAGCCAAUAGGAGACACUGCAGAAAGAUUUCAUGCCCUGUGUCUUAAAGAUAGUGGAGUUCUAUAUGAAGAUCCUUAUGUUCAGAUUGGUAUCAAAGCAGACUGGCGAGGUCAUCAAGGUCGCCUAGUCAUCUUUUUGGGGAACAAAACAACUUCUUCACUCACUUCAGUUCAAGCAGUGGUUCUGCCUCCAUCUCAUUUAAAACUGGAACUCUCAUUAGCAAAGAACAAGCUUCAAACCAUGCAAACCAUGGUGUUUGUCGUCCACACACAGCCUUCUCUAACAGCCCAUCUUUUUUCCAGGGCAAAAGAGUUGGGCAUGAUGGGUGAAGGAUACAUGUGGAUCAUAACAAGUAAGACUACCAACUUGUUGAAUUCCAUGGAUGCUGAAGCAAUCAAAUCGAUGCAGGGGGCUGUGGGUUUCAGAUCGUAUUUUCCAGCAUCAAGAAAGCUUCACAACUUUGCUUCAAAAUGGAGGGAGGAACAUUAUGCAAUUAAUAAAAGAAACCAUUUCAAGAAAGUCAAUUAUAGACUUCAUUCAAGUAAGAAUGAAUCAAGAAGAGCCCUUGAAUGA